This is a messenger RNA of Aspergillus costaricaensis CBS 115574, 984 nucleotides long. RefSeq lists its product as uncharacterized. Lineage: Eukaryota; Fungi; Ascomycota; Eurotiomycetes; Eurotiales; Aspergillaceae. The record is from RefSeq and is a predicted model, not a curated record. The transcript has 5 exons. Bases 1 to 984 code for a protein of 327 amino acids.
AUGGCAGCUUGGGUUCCUACUCUGGGACUAAGUAUAUGCUCAUGGACAAUUGGGAGUAUUACUGGCAUCGGAACCUUCAAGAUUGAUCCUGCGACAGGAGUUGUGAAGUCAUUGCAAUUGCUCCUGAUCUGUAGCACCAUCCUCCAGGCAGGCUUAUGUGCAGUCAAGAUCUCCAUCUUGCUCUUUUACAAAAGAAUCUUCGUGACACGCACAUUUCAAAUUGUCUCCUGGAUUUCUAUCGCAGUUGUAAGCGCUUGGGGAGUCUUGUUCUUCUUCUUGGUCCUUUUGGAGGGAGACCCAAUAAGCAUGUCCUGGACUGGGGAAGGUCAUUUCCGAUUCGAUACAGUUGCUCUAGGGCUUGCACAAUCAGGAACUAGCAUUGCCUUGGAUGUGGCCGUUCUGCUGCUCCCCAUCCCGGUACUAUGGUCUCUGCACAUGCGCCCUCACAAGAAAUUUGGUGUCUUGUUGAUAUUUUGGCUGGGUGCAUUUUGCUGUGUGGCUGCCAUUGUUCGACUCAUCUUGCUCCACGCGUCAUUGUCUAAAGUGGCCGUUGAUCAUGCCCUGGUUCGCCUCCAGUCCAAGAUGAUUAUUUUCAUGCUCAUAGAGCCCAAUUGUUCCAUCAUUGCGGCCUGUCUUCCAUGUUACGGCGCCCUCUUCGUUGGGGCAACGUCCCUGAAAUCAAUAAUUCACAGCUUCCGGACCGUCUUCACUGUCGGCAGCCAAAGCAGCACCUACUCCAAUUCCAGCACACGCAAUAAAAACGGUCUUAGAUUUGCCAUUGACAGUGCAAGUAAGUUCCAAGCAUUCAGUGACUCCCAGGUUGAACUUACUGGGACUGUACCCCGGUGGCCUGAAGCAUCAGCUGGCGGGCACGCCACUGUUCAUAUCAAUAGCCCCAUUCAGCAGCACGAGUCACGAGCCAGCCAAAGCCAAUCCCCUGGAAUUACAGUGGGGACUACACUCAAUGUCUCCACUACUCACUGA